Messenger RNA from Biomphalaria glabrata, 2039 nucleotides. RefSeq lists its product as uncharacterized. The record is from RefSeq and is a predicted model, not a curated record. Lineage: Eukaryota; Metazoa; Mollusca; Gastropoda; Planorbidae. The coding region runs from base 235 to 1281 and encodes 348 amino acids. The transcript has 4 exons.
UUGCUAGCGGGAUUUUCCGUUAUUUAGCAAGAACUGUUGGGGAUUCUUAAAUACUAGUGACUAGUCUAGAGCACAAAACAUGUUUCGAUGUCAUUGAUUUGUCUAGAUUUCUUAAAUCUACACAGAAGCCAUGAAGUGAAGAAAGGAUUCACCUUUAGAUCUGCAAUGAUUGAAGUUGAUGCUGCAAACUAAUCUUUAGAUUCAUGCAACGAAAUCCUGUUUUAAAAUGCUACAAUGGGCUCGUUAUUGUCUUCAGAUGCUGUCUUGACUAAGAGAAACUCCUUUGAUAUCAAGAAUCUAGUUGUUAAUCACGAAACAGAAGUGUUGAAAGUGGAAGCAGCUGAUGUCCAUACACUUAUAGAUCAAUGUCGUAAGAAUCCAGGCCAUGCCAAUUUUAUUCCUGUUUCAAGAUUUCAAGUAACAGACUUACCAAAAGGAUACCGUGACAUUAAUCUGUACGAAUACAUCAUAGCGACUGCUGACCUAACAGUCAGAUUAGCUGUCAAAAAAGUUAGCCCAAACAGGCCACAAUUUUGGCCUGGCACCAAGAAACCUUAUCCUUUUUGUGAUACGACAGAGAGCGUAAUUAGAACAGGCACUGGGGAACUUACGAUACAUAAGUACAUAGAGGGAACAGGCCAGGAUGCACAUGGAAGUAAUUCUAACAUUGUCUCUGGAAGUAAACUAGAGACAAUGUACAAAACUUGCCCUUGUAAAAAAUGUCAAUCCUCAGAGCAGCCUUCCAAUGUUUGGUGGGAAAUCUAUGUCCACACGGCCACACAUGUGGUUUUUGAUGAGGCCGAGGCCGCGGCCACCACAUGCAGAUUGUUUUACGAUGAGAAGGCGUGUCCUGUGGUCAGUUUUGACAGAGUCAGUGAAGUCGAGGCCAACGUGGAGAGAGAUAAGUGUAUGUUAAAAUAUGAGACGUGUGAUAUGGCGCUGGGAGAGAAGCUGUUCAAGACGGAAGUACGUUGUGGGCGUCUCUUCAAGAAAGUCGGAAACAAGUUUGCGAGAAAACUUGGAAACAAAUUCAUGUUUAUUGUGUCACAUCCUCAUGGAGGUCCCAAACAGGUCAGCAUCGGUAAGUGGAGGACUUCCAUCAAAGUCGGCCAAUUUAAUAAAACUUUUGACAGAACAAAGAUAACGUACACUACCUGCACAUGCCCAGGGAGCAGUGGAGCAUUAAUCCACUGCGUUGGAUUGAGUGGAAAUCAUAUCCACAGUGGAGCUUUGGAGACAAAACUGAACUGUAGCGGUGUCGGUUACCACUACAGACAGUGAAGUCCAUUUUGGUGACCAGAUUAAUAGCACCAUGAUUAUAAGACUGCCAACACUGACUCCAGACAGAUGUCGACCAACAAACUUUUAAAUAGAAUGUCACAAUACUGAAUGCUGUCUUUAUUGACCAUGUUAUUGACUGAUUUUAAUUUGAACUUACUAAACACAUUGGCGUAAUAUUAUAAUCAGAUAUUUGAAGAAAUCUGUAUAUUAGAAAAAAUAGAGAUCUUAACGCUACAAUGUGUUUGAUAUUGCCUACAAAAUGCAGAUAAUAAUCUUUUGAAACAUUUCGAUUUGUUUUCUUUUUAAUUGUUUAAAUUGCAAAAGACAAAAAUAUAAACAAGUAAUGUUUUAAUCGACAUUUGAUUUGAAUAAAUAAAAGAACCAGCAACAAAAACAAAUAAAAAAAAAAAAAAUUAAGUACUUUUUUUUUUAUAUUUAUAUUAGUAUCCAUUCUCUCUCUCUCUCUCUCUCUCUCUCUCUCUCGCUCUCUCUCAAUAUAUAUAUGUUAUGUUCAUAAGCUCUCUAUUAGCAGCGUGGUUACUGUGUUGGCUUGAGAAGCCUGAGAAGGUUUGACCCCUUUUUAUUUUUAUAUUUAUAAAUGCUUUUUUAACAUUAGUCUAGAAUAGUCCAGAUCUAUUACAAAUUUAAUUACCUGACUGAUCCAAACUAAUUAAUACAAUGACACUUUAUAAAAGCUUUGUUUUUUAAAAAGAAUUUUAAAAAAAUGUUUUCUUGUUAUAAACUUACAACUUAAGCAA